ACACACACACACACACACACACACACACACUGACAGCUGGCUGAAAGCUGUAAACACACAUGUAUAUGAUUGCCAUGCCGAAUAAAACGAAGAAAGACAAGGAUCCUCCAAAAUCCGCAAAAGUGUGUAAAACCGGAGGACAGGAGAACUCAGAACAUGAGCCCUCAGCUCGGUGCGGUGUUCACGAAGUGUCUCCGACAGCCAGGGGCUGGAGAGUGUGGCAUGUGCUGGCUUGGAGGGAUCCAAUAAGAAGGGCAGUAAAAGCGUUCCUCCCAUCACGCAGCUGCUGAAGGGGAAACAGUCCGGAUCUCAGCCCGCCAUUAAAAAAGACAAGAGACAGAGCUCGUCCAGAUUCAGCUUGAGCAACAAUCGGGAACUCCAGAAACUCCCUGCGUUUAAAGCCAAUCAGAAUCCUCCUGUAGCUGGCCGCUGCUGGUUAACAUCAUGUGACCUCAUCCAGCCAAUCUGCAGUCCUGCUUUGAUGGGUGACGUCACUAACUAUCUGGUUCCCUCCAGCAGCGGAGCUUCAUUUUCUGUUGAGUGUUUGUGCUAAAAUGGAGUCUAACUGCUCAACCUAGCUCCCGUUUGGACAUAUUCAUGUUGACAUGCUCUAAAGAAGACACCAGGAUGGUCGUGGACGCCCCGAGCUCGAACGGGUCCUUUCAGCCUGUGGUCCUGAUGCACUUUAGAGAUGUCCCCCCCGCCGAGCAGGAGAAAUUGUUCGUACAGAAGCUGCGUCAGUGCUGCGUGCUCUUUGACUUUCUGUCCGACCCGCUGAGCGACCUGAAAUGGAAGGAGGUGAAACGGGCGGCACUCAGCGAGAUGGUGGAGUACAUCACUCAUAACAGGAAUGUCAUCACUGAGCCCAUCUAUCCUGAGGUCGUUCACAUGUUUGCAGUGAACAUGUUUAGGACGUUACCCCCAUCAUCGAACCCAACCGGGGCUGAGUUUGACCCAGAGGAGGAUGAGCCAACGUUAGAGGCGGCCUGGCCACACCUACAGCUCGUGUAUGAAUUUUUCCUGCGGUUUUUAGAGUCGCCAGACUUUCAACCAAACAUAGCCAAGAAAUACAUCGAACAGAAGUUUGUGAUGCAGCUCCUGGAUCUGUUUGACAGUGAAGACCCUCGUGAACGUGACUUCCUGAAGACCACUCUCCAUCGCAUCUACGGAAAGUUUUUGGGUCUCCGAGCGUACAUCAGAAAACAGAUUAAUAAUAUAUUCUAUAGCUUCAUAUAUGAAACGGAGCAUCAUAAUGGAAUAGCAGAACUUCUGGAAAUAUUAGGAAGCAUAAUUAACGGCUUCGCCUUACCACUGAAAGAAGAGCACAAAAUCUUCCUGCUAAAAGUUUUGUUACCGUUGCACAAAGUGAAGUCGCUCAGUGUGUAUCACCCACAGCUGGCGUACUGUGUGGUGCAGUUUUUAGAGAAGGACAGCACACUUACUGAACCGGUGGUGAUGGCUCUGCUGAAGUACUGGCCGAAGACUCACAGCCCAAAGGAGGUGAUGUUCCUCAACGAGCUGGAGGAGAUCCUGGACGUCAUCGAGCCGUCAGAGUUUGUGAAAGUGAUGGAGCCGCUCUUUAGACAGCUCGCCAAAUGUGUCUCCAGCCCACACUUCCAGGUUGCGGAGCGUGCCCUGUACUACUGGAAUAAUGAAUACAUCAUGAGUUUAAUCAGUGAUAACGCUGCCAGGAUUCUGCCCAUCAUGUUCCCGUCACUGUACCGAAACUCCAAAACCCACUGGAACAAGACGAUUCAUGGUCUGAUCUAUAACGCGCUGAAGUUGUUUAUGGAGAUGAAUCAGAAGUUGUUUGACGACUGCACGCAACAGUUCAGAGCCGAGAAGAACAAAGAGAAAGCGAAGUGGAAAGAGCGCGAGGAGGCGUGGAUAAAGAUCGAGAGUCUCGCCAAAUCAAACCCGCAGUUUAUGAUGUACAUUGACUCCGGCAGCCUCGGCAGUCUGAUGGAUAUGGAGACAGACGGACCGAUGAUCGAUGAUGUCAUGAUGCUAAAAAAGACCGUAGUAGAAGAAGCCACUCAGCUGCACAGAGAACCGCGUAAGGAACGCCCCCUGAUGCGACGCAAGUCUGAGCUGCCUCAGGAUAUCUCCACAGUGAAAGCUCUGGAGACACACCGACGCGCCGAAGACAUGAUCAUUGCCCAGGACGGCCACUAGAGGACCACAAACGCCCAAAACCAGCCCAGUCUUACCCCGCCGCGCAAGAGCCGGCCCCGUACAGCACUGAUGCCAGUGGCGCUGGACAAACCCUGGUGUGACACACAAACACGCCCAGUUCUGCCAUCCAGAACCGCACCGGUGCCCGUCCAAUAUCCAGACCCCUAAAUCCCCCGCUAGUCAUCUCUCCAUUCUCCACUCUUUUCUGUAUUGUUUUGUUUCUCUGUUUUUAAGAUUGUUACGUGCCUGUACCGACUCAAUUCAGGCGCUGGGACAGGUCGUUUUUGACAAAGAGCGCUUGGCUGUCGACUGUCCAGAGCGCUCGAGCGAUUCUCAGGUUGUUCGGAGGCCGAGAGAACAGCGUUUUAAGGCCAACGUCAAAGCCCGGACGCCACGACGACAGCCAGUCUCAGCUUUCGGCCUCGGUCUUCGGUGGUCCAUGUCUGUUUAUGCGUGACGUUUCAUGUUCCGCUGUGGGAACGGUCGUUUUAGUCUUACCGCUUGACAACGAAAACCGACUGUGUAUUGUGCAUUCAAAACGUGCUGGUCUGUCUUUCGAAUUAUUAUUAUUAUUAUUAGCCAGCGCAAACACCCCUCCAUUGUUUUUUCGGAAUAAUUUUAAAAUUAAUAAUAUUUUUACAGUUGGCAAUAAGUUUGUCCAGGUACAUAUUGGUUGUUCAAACAAUGGUGAAUGGCCUUAUAGUGGCUUUAUUGUCGAUAUGUUUCGUUUUUCCUUACUCGCGGAUGGAUAUACAGUAUAUUUUAAGCUUUCUAAUGGCCGAUAUUUAACGUAAACGUAGUCUUAACCCAGUUACGCAUGCGUUUUUCGACUAAGCCUUUAUUUGCGUAGAGUGCCUUUUUAGGAAAACCUAAACAACGUGCUGUCAUGCUUAGCAGUGUUACAUACAUUACAUGUUCCAUCGGCUAAUCCGUUACUUGCUAUUUGCACGUUUACUCGCAUCCGUCUUAAUGGCGUAAAAAUGAGCGCUUUUUCGUGGUGGAUAUUUUGGGACUUGGACAAGCCCAACAAAGGACAGAAACAAACAUUUCCUGAUAAACUUGAACGACUUUCGCUGUCUGCUUUCAUUACGUUUGUUUAAUAAUGAUUUCCUUUAAACCAUUGUUUGAACAUCCAUCCUGUUUCGCCUGACUGGAACGACUCUUUCCGCGUAUGUCUGUGACGGGAUCUAAAGAUUAACCCUAAUCUUUUAUUUUUAUUUUGUAUUCUCUGCCCAGAUAAACGUGUUGAUGUUCGAUUUGUAAGUGCACAUUUAUAUAGAUAUAGAUAACACAUUAUUUUCCUCUAACUUCUGUUAUUAAUUUAAGUUUCUCCCUCGUAUAUUUUGAAUGUAGUGAUAAAAUCAAAAAAUAUAUAUUCUUAAAAUGAGUUUUCCUCACCAGUGUCAAUAGAAUAACUUUAACUCUUUGUUUUCCAGCUAGAAGCUUCUAUUGCGGUUCACUCACAGUUUCUGUUUUGUUCAUGAGCGAAAAAUAAAACGGCAAAGUGUCCUUUAGUACGCGUACUUUACUAAACGGCUUCAUCUGAUAUUGUACAUAUUAUGUACCGUUAUUAUCCAUCUAUUAUUGAAUGGUAGAUCUCUUAUUUUGUAUAAAUUUUCUUGUGUACAGAUGAAAACCGUUAUUAGCCACUUGCAGACCGUUGGUAUUUGACAGCGUUAGAAACGUUUAGAAUUUCAUUUCUAAUGUGUUUUUUUUUAAUUUUUUUAAUCUCUGUCUCUGCAUUCAGCUGUCUGAUGAAAUCCAUCAUAAAAUAGCCUUCAUAUGUACUUUUCUCCUAUUCUCAAGUGGUAUGUCUAUAUACAGGAAAUAAAGAAAACGUGUUUUAUAUUUUCAUCUUAG
Molecule: messenger RNA, 4035 nt
Organism: Xyrauchen texanus (razorback sucker)
Lineage: Eukaryota; Metazoa; Chordata; Actinopteri; Cypriniformes; Catostomidae
Product: serine/threonine-protein phosphatase 2A 56 kDa regulatory subunit gamma isoform-like
Exons: 18
Coding region: 598-2175 (525 amino acids)
Biological process (GO): signal transduction; protein dephosphorylation
Cellular component (GO): protein phosphatase type 2A complex; nucleus; cytosol
Molecular function (GO): protein phosphatase activator activity
Source: RefSeq, a predicted model, not a curated record